CCCUGUGAGAAUCACGCUGCUUUCCAGUGACGUCCUGUUAUCUGUACAGGGCUUCGCAGUUAAUUGACAUAAGUUAAGUUUCCUCUUACGUUUGUAUUCUGACACUAUUUUGAAUCCGGUCGUUUGAAAUUACCAUCUAACUUUGUUUGACUGUAUUUUAUAAAGGCUAUUGUGAUCUACAGAGGUUAAAGUGAUUGCAGUGAAAGACAUGAUGCACAAUAUGUCAGCUGCUCCACACAAUCUGAAGUUUUGAUCAGUGUCAAGUAGCUACUGUGUUUGUUGACCAUCUUCAUCCUUCAGUCCUACUAAGUCAUAAACUAUGACAGUUGGACUACAUUUGGGUUUCUCCUUUAUAACUCGUAAAUUUGUCAGAGUUUGUGUCAUCUGUUUGGAGAGACAUAAUGUGGUUCGAGUUAAACCAUUUAUCAGUGGUCUGAGGAGCUUUGGGACUGACCCGAAUGAUUCUGAUAGAGACAACAGUGGCUCAGAUGCAUCAGUGACACCUGCUUCCACAUUCCCACAGUUCUCUCAGAGAGCUUCUUUAUUUGGUAGACGUCGACCUUUGUCCCCACUGGAGCGGGUCAGUCAGCUGUUACCUGAAGACAGUCUGAGUCAGGAAGUUUGGGAUCUGCGAGACACUAGAAACACAGAUUUGCAAAAUAUAGAAAAGAGAGGAAGUGAUGUGGAACAGGGCAUUCAAGGGAAGGAGAGAGAGGAUGCAACUUCUCAUGUACAGGUGACAUUAGAACCGCAAGGCUCUUUUGCUUCACAUCAUGUGUGUGUCCCUGCGGAAAGGCCUAUAUUAUUUGGAGAGACUCUGCUUGCUGAAUACCGUCGAAACAGACGUUUAGAGUUCCGGAAGAUGUUCCAACUUCAGGAGGGGCUGAAGCUCCAUAGUAAUUGGGGAUUAAUACCUCAUGAACACAUGGAAGGGCGUCCUUCUGGAAGCGUUCUGCACACUUCAAUGGGAAUCCCAAUUCUUAUUCGCCGACCUAGCCUGGAGGAGUUCACCCUCUUCAUGAAGAGAGGGCCAGCUAUUGCAUAUCCUAAAGAUGCCAGUGCAAUGUUAACCAUGAUGGAUGUCACUGAAGGAGAUUGUGUUCUGGAAUCAGGAUCUGGGUCUGGUGCUAUGAGCCUCUUCCUGUCCAGGGCAGUGGGCUCUAAAGGAAGUGUUUUGAGUGUGGAGAUUCGGGAGGACCAUCACAGACGUGCUGUAUUAAACUACCAGCGCUGGUGCUCCUCGUGGAUCCUUCAGCGAGGGGAGGAAUGGCCUGACAAUGUCCACUUUUACCAUGGUGACCUCAUAUCUGCCAGCUCUCUUCUAGCUGGACGGGGUUUUAACUCGAUUGCCCUGGAUAUGGUUAAUCCCCAUUUGGCUUUACCUGCUGUGGUACCUCACCUCCAUCCUGGAUCUGUGUGUGCUGUCUAUCAAGCAAAUAUUACACAGGUCAUUGAUCUGAUGGAGGGUCUGCGAUGCUCUAAACUUCCUCUGGUGUGCGAACGCAUUGUUGAGGUUCAGUACAGGGAUUGGCUUGUUGCCCCAUCGCUCAAAAAAGAUGGCACAUUUAACAGACGAAAAGCCCCUAGGGAAGAUGAUGAUGAUAAUGAAUAUGAACCCAGUGAAGAUGCUGAAGGGGAUCGGACACGGGCAGAUCUAGUGCCGUUCGGAGAUGUUCCAUACAUUGCACGUCCUCAUCCGGAACAGACAGGCCAUACAGCCUUCCUUGUAAAAUUACGAAAGAUCUUGAAGUAGCUGUUCCACACAUUAAAUGUGUGUACAAGAGGACAAAAAAUUUCAACACUUCAACUGCUUUUUUUUUUCUUUUUUCAAUUAAUAAGCUUCUACAAUAAAUCAUUUGCUUUUUGUUAUACAUUUUUCCUUUCCUGCUUUGAGUAUUUCAAAGCAUAAAAUAAAUAGUGGCUGUCUAAUAAUCUGCUUCACUCAUGGGAUUUUCAUGUGUUUGUUUAUUCAUAUUUAUGUUUCAGUCAGGUGUUGUACUUGUUUCAUUAAGAGAUUCACUUAAUGCAGCAAAUCCUUUCAGUAAUAAUAAACCAGUUAACAUUUA
Molecule: messenger RNA, 2066 nt
Organism: Myxocyprinus asiaticus (Chinese sucker)
Lineage: Eukaryota; Metazoa; Chordata; Actinopteri; Cypriniformes; Catostomidae
Product: tRNA (adenine(58)-N(1))-methyltransferase, mitochondrial-like
Exons: 7
Coding region: 320-1753 (477 amino acids)
Biological process (GO): tRNA methylation
Cellular component (GO): tRNA (m1A) methyltransferase complex
Source: RefSeq, a predicted model, not a curated record